Messenger RNA from Tympanuchus pallidicinctus (lesser prairie-chicken), 2283 nucleotides. It is a transcript of the gene PRODH, whose product is annotated as proline dehydrogenase 1. The record is from RefSeq and is a predicted model, not a curated record. The transcript is spliced from 14 exons. Gene Ontology annotation, molecular function: proline dehydrogenase activity; FAD binding. Gene Ontology annotation, cellular component: mitochondrion. Lineage: Eukaryota; Metazoa; Chordata; Aves; Galliformes; Phasianidae. Bases 31 to 1839 code for a protein of 602 amino acids.
GCGUUGCGGGCGGGCGGCUCCGCAGUGCCCAUGGCUCUACCGAGCGCGGUGCGGGCGCUCCACGCCACCGCCUCCCGCAUGGGCGCCCCGCGUUCCGUUCCCCGCGGUGCCGCCCCGCCGUUACCGGCUAACGGGAAGGGGGGAACCAGACCGGUACCUCCGCCGGUACCGCCGCGGGGUGCGGCCCCGGUCGUGGAUUUUGGGGACCCGCAAGAGGCGUUCCGCAGCAAAAGCAGCGCCGAGCUGUUGCGGGGGUUGCUGGUGCUCGGGCUUUGCGCUGUGGGACCGUUGGUGGAGUACAACCGAGAGCUGAUGCAGUUCGGGAAGCGGAUGUUGGGCCAGGCGCUGUUCGAGCGGCUGAUGAAGAUGACUUUCUACGGGCAGUUCGUGGCCGGGGAGGACCAGGAGGCCAUCAAACCGCUCAUCCGGCGGAACCGGGCCUUCGGAGUGGGCGCCGUGUUGGACUACAGCGUGGAGGAGGACCUGAGCCCCGCUCGGGCCGAGCGCCAGGAGCUGGCCUCCUGCACCUCUGCAGCCGAGAAGGAGCCAGGAGGAGCAGAGCAGAGGGAGAAGCAGUUCCGUGCCCAUCGUGGCUUUGGGGAUCGCCGUGAUGGAGUCAUCAGUGCACGCACCUAUUUCUAUGCCGAUGAAGCCAAGUGUGAUCAGCACAUGGAGACCUUCCUGCGCUGCAUCGAUGCAUCAAGUGGCAGUUCAGAGGACGGCUUCUCGGCCAUCAAGCUGACAGCACUGGGUAGACCUCAGUUCCUGCUGCAGUUCUCAGAGGUGCUGGUGAAGUGGCGACGGUUCUUCCACCAAAUGGCUGCAGAGCAGGGCCAAGGCGGGCGGGCAGCACUGGAGAUGAGGCUGGAGGUGGAGAAGUUGCAGGAAGCCCUGGCCAAGCUCGGCAUCGCAACCAAGGCGGAGAGCCAGCACUGGUUCACAGGCGAGAACGUGGGUGAGAGUGGCACUGUGGAUCUUCUGGACUGGAACAGCCUGAUUGACAGCCGCACCAAGCUCUCCAAGCUGCUGCUCAUCCCCAACAUCAAGACCAGGCAGCUGGAGCCUCUGCUCUCACACUUCACCGAGGAGGAGGAACUGCAGAUGAAACGGAUGCUGCAGCGGAUGGACGUCCUUGCCAAGAGAGCCACGGAGACGGGGGUGAGGCUGAUGGUGGAUGCAGAGCAGAGCUACUUCCAGCCAGCCAUCAGCCGCCUCACCCUGGAGAUGCAGCGCCGCUUCAACAGGGAGCGGGCCGUCAUCUUCAACACCCACCAGUGCUACCUGAAGGAAGCUUACGAUAAUGUGAGUGUGGACGUGGAGCUGUCGCGCCGGGAAGGCUGGCACUUUGGCACCAAGCUGGUCCGUGGAGCCUACAUGGAUCAGGAGAGGGAGAGAGCAGCGAAGAUUGGCUACGAGGAUCCCAUCAACCCCACCUAUGAGAAGACCAAUGAGAUGUAUCACAGGUGCCUGGACUGUGUGCUGGAGGAGAUCAAGCACAGCCGGAAAGCCAACGUCAUGGUGGCAACUCACAAUGAGGACACCGUCAAGUUUACCCUGCGCAGGAUGAUGGAGCUUGGGAUCCAUCCUUCAGAGAAGAAGGUCUGCUUUGGGCAGCUGCUGGGCAUGUGUGACCAGAUCACUUUUCCCCUAGGUCAGGCUGGCUUCCCUGUCUACAAGUACGUCCCCUAUGGCCCAGUGGAUGAGGUGCUGCCCUACCUGUCCCGCCGUGCCCAGGAGAACAGGGGCUUCAUGCAGAGAGCCAACAAGGAGCGGGACCUGCUCUGGAGGGAGUUCAAGCGGCGACUUUUGGCAGGCACCAUCUUCAGCACCAAACCCUGACCCCUGCAGGACCCAACCUGUGCCCAGCAGCGGGGCUCUUGUGCCUUCGUGUUAACCACUAACCCCAGCUCCUCUGCCUUGUUGUGUUGCUGUUUUUCCUCCUGAGGCCUUUGCCUGAGGGGGAGAUGUUCUCUCAUUGCUGUAGAACUACAUCCUCCUUCUGGAGGCCACUACUGUAGGGCUGCCUAGCUGCCCCAAGUGAUGUCCCUCUGCUGUUCUUUGGCAGAGCCAAAGCUCUCAGUGCCUUGUGACCAUGCCAGCCCUGGGGCAUCUAUCAUGGGGAUGGGAUCUGCUCAGCCACGUCCCUGUGCUGUCCUGUGAGGCCAGGGCAGUUCUGGGGGUCAGGGAACCAGGAGUCCAGGGAGUUGGGCUGCAGCUCAGCUCUGGCAAUCACUGCAUUUGCAGCAAAUUACAACAAUUAAAGCACUGCUGCUCUUGUUCCUC